AAAAAGAACAUAAGUUUUAUAUACAUAUAAAAUUGUAUUAUUUCGCACAUGCGCGAAAGAAUUUACCAUGCGCUUUUCGUUGUCACCUACAUUGUCGAUAGUCGCAUUGUUUAGGCGGUCAGAUUUGUAUCUUUGAAGAAAUACGUGUUUGUAAUUUUAUCACAAUAAUAAAUGACAAAUAAUAUUAAUAAAAGAAAUUUAGACGCCGUCAAAGUUUGUUAAUAACACAUUUACAAUGGCUGGCAUUAUGCCAUUGUCAGGAAGACCCGGUAGAAAACAAUGGACGUUACACGGUGAUGGAACACGUGGUUCUCUUAGAAGAUUACGGUCUCAAAUGGCUGAAGACGGAUGUCCAGAAUCUCAAGUAGUUUUAGCCAAACAACUUUUGGAUGAAAGAUGUGAUUUGGACGUUGAUAAAGAAGAAAAUGCAAAACUGGGUGUUUAUUGGUUAACCAAAGCCUCGGAGCAAGGCAAUUUAGAGGCAACAGAAAUUCUUAAACAAUGUUUAGCUACUGGUCGUGGAAUCACCGAACACAAUUACUACGAUGUCAAAAACUGUUUGGAUAUGACACAAGAUGAAAAACUAGCUAAAAAAGCUGCUCGGGAAAUGUUUACUAGUUUAUCAAACGGUGAAGAUUUUAUUACAACGGAACAAUUACAAAGAUGUAUAAGGGAUGUGACAUUUCCAUCUAGUAGUAAAUUCAGUAGUUGUCAAUCAUCUAAGUCAUCAGCUAAUACUUCAGAUGAGAAAUUAAAUGAUGCUUUAAGUAAUAAAUUUACUAAAACUGAGCUUCCUGAAGAUAAUGCAUCUACGAAAGAAGAAAGUAAAGUACACAAUGUCACCUAUGACUGGAUGGGCCAUCAAAGUGAAAAAAUAACAGAAGCAGCUUUAGUAUCAGCAGCUACAAGCUAUGCUCAUGGAAUGCUCCCAAUGGUUUCUCGUACAUUAUGUAUGGUAGAUUCGCUUGAAAUGGAAUUAGCUACCAUUCCUCUUUUACAAAGACCAUUUAUUCAUCCGUUAGCAUCCUUAAAGUGUUUCUAUAUUUGGUUAAUAGAGAUGAUAGGUCAUAAGACUAGACCGAUCAUAAAAAUUCUUUUCGCGUCAAACAUGCAUAUACUUCUAUUACUUUUAUUAUAUUCCUUGUUCGGUACAGAAAGUUUAAUACUUUUCAUUCCAAUGGCACUCUAUUAUUUGUCUUUCAUUGUAAUGGUUAUUUCUACCUUUCAGAUGUUACACAGAAAGCAUAAGUUGAAUAAUUUCCGUGUUUGGUCGCGCUUAUUCCUCAGUUAUUCAGGUGGUAAUCUAAAUCCCGACGAGGCAGAGUAUCAAUUUUGUUGCAAUAAUUUAAAGCCCUAUGGUCAUUUUUUUCUCGCUUUAUUGCUUAAUCUAAUGAUUUACCCUGUCAUAGCUCAUCAAUGGACGCCGCAAUCAGAAUUUACUAUUAUUGCUGUUACUUUAACAUUAGUGACAUUACUCAAUUUUAUGUGGAAUAAUUCAUCAAAUUUUCCUGAUCUUUUAGCUCUCUUUAGUUUUUGCGUGCAUGUACUCGCAAAAUAUCCUUAUGAAUUAGAUAUUGUCGUAGCGCAAAGUUGGAGAUUCCUCGAUAUUAGAGUACCUACAUUUGCUUCCUAUGUUGUUGGUAAUGGUAUUGAAUUUUGCCUUAAUUUUCGUGUUGUUUUCUAUUUGUUGAUACCAGCAGUUUUCUGUAAAAUGGCUGCUAGAGACAAUUGGCGUGGGACAUAUAAAACUUUGAUUCCUCAUUGCGUCACCAUAAGCUGGUGGCAAAUAGCAAUAUUUAGUUCACAAAGUAGAACAUGGUAUGGUUUAAUUAGGGGUGCUCUCGCAUUAGUCGGUAUAGUACUUUUUCUCCCAAUCGUUGGUUUAGCUUCAAUUAUUUUGCCAAUUAUAGCAGCUGCAAAAUAUUUGUCCGAAAGCGAUUUAGCAAUGAGAAUAAUUGUAACUGCCAUACUCGGAGCGUUACCCUUCAUUGCAUCUUGGUACAUAAGAAGAUUAAGAACCCCAAGAUUUAAUUGGAUCAUUACUGUAGUCCAGCUCAUUUUAGGCACAAGCGCUGCUAUAUUUUUAUCAUGGCAAGUUAUAACGGAAUAUAAAGAAGAUUCGGAUAACAAUUCAUAUGAAAUUGCAUCUACGUUAUCGUGGGAGCAAUACCAAAAUCAUUGUCAUCAACCUGCAUGGGAAGAUAUAUCAUCGAAAGCACAAGUACAAGUAGAAUGUGCUCACUUGGAAGGCAUUCCAAUUUCAUGGGAAGGUUACGUAACAAACGUUAGAUUAAAAUCAAUUAAAAACAAUAUUGCUACAAUAUUACGCAUGCUACCUGACAGUAUUAGAACUACAUUCAGUUGUACAUAUGGUGAGCCAUAUAAAGAAAAUUGUGAUUCGUAUGACGAAGUACGUAGAAAAAAUUGUGAACACUUUGUAAAUAUUCAAAAGAAAAGGCAUAAGUGUCAUUUUCCUGCAUGGGAUCAAUAUGAAUUUGAAAUUUUUGUCAAAAUGAAAAGCGGUAUAUGGGGAAGUAAUGCAGAAAUUGUCCUCAUUGCGGAUCACUCGUUUACCAAUUUUAGUCUAAAUGUAUAUCCACAAGAUAAAAUUUGGUUUUCUGGCACUCUAUCGAACACAGGUUUAGAAAAGGAAUCAUUACUUGGCGGUGGAGAACCACACAUUGAAUUAGACGAAAUUAGUUGUUUAGCUUGCCAUUCUGUUGACCUAAAAUCUUUUAAACGACACAAACAUCACAUAACAUUAAGUUCAAUUGUCAAUAACUUUUGGCUUGGUAUAAAGACUGUUCUUAAUUUUCUACUAAAUCCUAUUGUUCUAUUUAAGUAAUUCUCAUACAUUCGUUACACAGGAAAAAGAACUAUUUAUUUUAAUUUCAUUGGAGAUUGUUUGAAUUAUCACACUUUUUUCUUUUAAGAAAGUAUGCACUAUCUAUAUAUUCAAAAAAUUAACAAGUAUUUUUUUUUUAUUAACGCCUCGUAUGAGAAAAACUUCGUAAUAGCCAGUCUUUAGUAAAAAUUAUGAUAGUUAUGUACCGAAUAACAAACAUAAUAUAAUUAAGCACACACUUAAAUCUUACAAUCAUGUCUUAUGUUACCUUUAUCAGUUAUUUUAAAUUCAGAUUUUAUUCUGAAAUAUAUCUAUUUUAUAAAAUGUGAAGAUAUAUAUUUAUACUAUAUAUAUUUUAAGAAUGACAUUUAUUACUAUACUUUACUGCCAUUGAAACAAAACAAAAAUGAUGAAAUGCUUAAUAUUUUUCUAUUAAAUUUUUAGAAUAUUAGAAAAAAUAAUAAUUAUGAAUUUAAUUUGAUUUAAUAUACAAAAUUAUUUUAGAUUAUAGAUACUGAAAUUUAAUUUAAUUAAAAUAAUUAAUAUACUUGUGAAAUAUUUUUAUUUUUCCAAAAGAUAAUAGUACGCAUUAACUAAAUUGUAUCAAUAAAUCGCUCCUAGAAAUAGCAAUAAAAAAAAGUUAUUAUAACAAGACAAAGUCCUAAUAAAAAGAGGAAGAAGAAAAAGAAGAA
Messenger RNA from Polistes canadensis, 3537 nucleotides. It is a transcript of the gene wfs1, whose product is annotated as wolframin. Gene Ontology annotation, cellular component: endoplasmic reticulum membrane. The transcript is spliced from 6 exons. The coding region runs from base 236 to 2845 and encodes 869 amino acids. Gene Ontology annotation, molecular function: protein binding. The record is from RefSeq and is a predicted model, not a curated record. Lineage: Eukaryota; Metazoa; Arthropoda; Insecta; Hymenoptera; Vespidae. Gene Ontology annotation, biological process: endoplasmic reticulum unfolded protein response; calcium ion homeostasis.